Molecule: messenger RNA, 984 nt
Organism: Pochonia chlamydosporia 170
Lineage: Eukaryota; Fungi; Ascomycota; Sordariomycetes; Hypocreales; Clavicipitaceae
Product: glycoside hydrolase family 43
Exons: 1
Coding region: 1-984 (327 amino acids)
Biological process (GO): carbohydrate metabolic process
Molecular function (GO): hydrolase activity, hydrolyzing O-glycosyl compounds
Source: RefSeq, a predicted model, not a curated record
AUGGCACCACUCAUCACACACAUUUACACGGCAGACCCCUCAGCGCACGUAUUCAAUGGAAAACUAUACAUUUACCCCUCUCACGAUCGCGAGACAGACAUUCAAUUCAAUGACAAUGGCGACCAAUACGACAUGGUUGACUACCACGUCUUCUCACUCGACACCUUACACCCUUCCCCCGGAGUGGUAACCGACCACGGGGCCGUCCUUCGCAUGGAAGACAUACCAUGGGUAUCAAAGCAACUCUGGGCCCCAGACGCAGCAUACAAAGACGGCAAAUACUACCUCUACUUCCCUGCCCGCGAUAAAGAAGGCAUCUUCCGCAUCGGCGUCGCAGAAGGCCCAUCUCCCCAUGGCCCGUUCGUGCCAGACGCCAACGCCAUACCUGGCAGCUACAGCAUCGACCCAGCCUGCUUCGUCGACGACGACAACCAAGCGUACCUCUACUUCGGGGGUCUCUGGGGCGGCCAACUCCAGUGCUACGCCGGCAACACCGAGACAUACAACCCAUCUCUCCAGGGGCCGCACGAACGCACAGGGGACCAGCCAUCGCAGGGACCGCGCGUGGCCGUCCUCUCGUCCGACAUGCACAGUUUUGCGUCGCCGCCUGUAGAAUUGCCGAUUCUGGACCCCGAGACCAACGCGCCGAUUGCGGCUGACGACCACGACAGACGGUUUUUCGAGGCGGCGUGGUUGCACAAGGCCCGUGGGCGGUACUACCUCUCUUACUCGACUGGUGACACGCACUUCUUGUGCUAUGCGACUAGCUCGUCGCCCCUGGGGCCGUUUGUGUACGGCGGGAGGAUACUGGAGCCGGUGUUGGGCUGGACGACGCACCAUUCCAUUGUCGAGUUUGAAGGCAGGACGUAUUUGUUCUAUCAUGACUGCGAGCUGAGCAAGGGUGUGGACCAUCUGAGAUCGGUCAAGGUCAAGGAGAUAUUUUAUGAUGACGAGGGGAGGAUAUUGACCACCACUGCUGAUUGA